This is a messenger RNA of Mycena indigotica, 639 nucleotides long. RefSeq lists its product as uncharacterized. The transcript has 5 exons. The record is from RefSeq and is a predicted model, not a curated record. Gene Ontology annotation, cellular component: cytoplasm. The coding region runs from base 1 to 639 and encodes 212 amino acids. Gene Ontology annotation, molecular function: glutathione transferase activity; glutathione binding. Lineage: Eukaryota; Fungi; Basidiomycota; Agaricomycetes; Agaricales; Mycenaceae.
AUGGUUCUUAAAAUCUACGGCUCAAAACUCGCCACCUGCACGCGCCGCGUUGCGACCGUCUGCCACGAGCUCCAGGUCCCUUUCGAGCUCGUCGAAGUCGAUAUCGUGAACAAGGAGCACAAGACACCAGCGUACAUGGAGCACCAGCCGUUCGGGCAGAUUCCAUACAUCGACGAUGACGGCUUCAUUCUCUUCGAAACGCGCGCUAUCUGCCGCUACCUCGCCGCGAAGUACCCACGCAACAACCUGCUCCCGACGGAUCCCAAGCAGAACGCGCUUUUCGAGCAGGCGGCUGCGUUUGAGCAGGCUAACUUCGAUCCAGCCGCGAGUAAAGUGGGGUUGGAAUUCUACAAGCGACGCCUCGGCUGGGGCUUCGACCAGCAGGCCGUCGACGCCAAUCUUCCGCAGCUCGAGCUGCGUGUCCCAGGUUACGAGGCCAUCCUUGGGAAAACGCGCUACCUUGCGGGAGAUAACAUCACCCUCGCGGACAUUUUCCACCUCCCUUACGGCGCAUUUGUGGCGGAAGGCAGCGAUGUCUUGACGAAGCAUCCCAACAUCGCCAGAUGGCUCAAUGAGCUGACGGCCCGCCCGUCGUGGUUGGCAUACACCAAUGGUGUGGUUUCGACCUCGGCAUAUUGA